This is a messenger RNA of Oppia nitens, 1182 nucleotides long. RefSeq names its product prostatic acid phosphatase-like. Gene Ontology annotation, molecular function: phosphatase activity. The record is from RefSeq and is a predicted model, not a curated record. The transcript is spliced from 2 exons. NCBI's taxonomy places the organism in Eukaryota, Metazoa, Arthropoda, Arachnida, Sarcoptiformes, Oppiidae. The coding region runs from base 1 to 1182 and encodes 393 amino acids. Gene Ontology annotation, biological process: dephosphorylation.
AUGUUUUAUGUUUAUCAUUGCUAUACAAUAUCACCGAUUUGGCCAAAUCAUGAUAUAUCAACUCUAAAACUUUUGCAAAUAGUCCACAGACAUGGAGAUCGAGCGCCCAUCAGUUUUCCGCCUAACGAUCCCUAUAAAGACCCGAAAUACUGGAAGGAAGGUAUCGGCCAUCUGAACACUAAAGGCAAGUAUCGUAUGUAUAGAGUCGGCCAAUUCAUACGCCGGGAGUACAGCGAAUAUUUAGGCGACGCAUACUCGCCACGAGAGGUCUACGCCCGCAGCUCUCUAUCGCAUCGAUGCAUAGAAAGUGUGUCGACAUUACUGGCGGGUGCUUACCCACCGCGAACCGCUGACUGGCAGUGGAAUAACGGUAGCGAAGCACAGUUGGGUCAGGACUGGCAGCCCAUACCAAUCGAAACCUUUAUGCCAAAGAAGGACGACAUUGUUUUGCGUCAGGAAAAGCACUGUCCGAUCGUUUACAUGGAACGCGAAAAGACAUACAGAGCACCUGAAAUCCAAGAAUAUCUGAAAAAUCGUACCCAACUAUUCGCUAAACUGUCCGAAAUUGUAGGCUAUCCAAUAGAUUCGGUCAAAAAGUGCGGUCAAUUACACACUGCCUUACAAAUUGAAAUGCUUAACGGCUACUACUGGUCUCAUGUGUGGUCACGUGAGGAACAGCAACAAAUUGUUGACCAAUUGCUGGACAUUCAUCGAAUGGCAUACAGAAUCGAUUGGAACAGUACUAUAAUUAAACGUUUGAGAGCCGGCGGUUUGGUUAAAGAGUUAAAGAAAAACUUUAAAUCAGUAUUGAAAGAAACCAACGAUAAGAAAGUCUACAUAUAUUCGACACACGACUCAAUGUUGGCCACACUUAUGCACGCAUUGAGCAUCUUUGACAAUGAUUUACCACUUUUCGGGUCAACACUACUAUUUGAAUUGCAUCACAACUCUAAUCUUGUCGACGACCAGUAUUUUAUUCGUAUCUAUUAUUUGCGGGACACGUUUGCCGAGUCGCCAACACCGGUCCAGUUGGGUAAUUGUGGCAACAAAUAUGAUUGUCCGCUAACAGAGUUUCUCGAGUCAACCAAACAUUUGAUUUAUGAAAAUUUUAAGAAAGAGUGCAAAAAUUUUGUGAAUCACGAAAAGUAUAUCUACGACGACAAACUUUAUUUUAUUAAAUAA